Molecule: messenger RNA, 1657 nt
Organism: Astyanax mexicanus (Mexican tetra)
Lineage: Eukaryota; Metazoa; Chordata; Actinopteri; Characiformes; Acestrorhamphidae
Gene: ctns
Product: cystinosin, lysosomal cystine transporter
Exons: 11
Coding region: 108-1238 (376 amino acids)
Biological process (GO): L-cystine transport
Cellular component (GO): lysosomal membrane
Molecular function (GO): L-cystine transmembrane transporter activity
Source: RefSeq, a predicted model, not a curated record
CCAGGCUGAGCGUCGGCAGUCAGCUGACUGCGCUCAUGUGACCAGGAAGAGCUGCGGCUCUGCUCCAAUAAACAAACGAGCUGCGGGCCGUGGGGUCCACGCUCAAGAUGACGGACACGGGUUUUCUAAAAGCUCUUCUCCUCUCACUUUAUGCACUGUUGACCCUUUGUGAUGCAGACGUGAUUCUAAGUGCUCCAACUUCAGUGAAUUUAGAGGAGAGGUUUUCUAAAAACAUCACCAUCACAGCAAGCUCUCCCCUGAACAUUACUGCAAACAUCUACUUUAAUGUAACAUUUUCCUCUAACAAUGACUCCUCGUCACUCAUUCACCUUCCAGAAGAGGUAAUUCUGUCAGCAGGAAACACAUCAGUCACAUUUGAAGUGCAAGCAAAGAAAGUUGGUCAAGUGACUGCAUAUCUGUUCAGCAACACCACUGACAUCGAAAGCAUGAGAACUCGAAUAAGAUUUCUGGUGGUAAGAAGCAAUACUCUUGCUGUCAUCAACCAAAUUAUUGGCUGGAUCUACUUCCUGGCCUGGUCUAUUUCCUUCUAUCCUCAGGCGUAUGAGAACUGGAGAAGAAAGAGUGUGGUGGGUCUGAACUUUGACUUCCUUGCAUUGAAUUUCACCGGAUUUAUUGCAUACAGUGUCUUCAACAUUGGCCUCUUUUGGAUUCCUUACAUAAAAGAGGAAUUCAUACAAACUGAACCAAAUGGAGUCAAUCCUGUGGAUGCCAAUGAUGUGUUCUUUAGUGUACAUGCACUGGCUCUUACUCUUGUCUAUAUCUGCCAGUGUGUUUUGUAUGAGAGAGGAGGACAACGAGUGUCCAGGGUGGCCAUGUGUUUACUGGCGAUUGGUUGGACGUUUGCCUUUGUCACGCUCUUUAUAGCUGUUGGUAAAAAGAUCACAUGGCUGACCUACCUGUACUAUUUCUCCUACAUUAAAUUGGGCGUCACACUGGUUAAAUACAUCCCCCAGGCUUACAUGAACUACAAGAGAAAAAGCACAGAGGGCUGGAGCAUUGGAAAUGUGCUGCUGGAUUUUACAGGAGGCAGUUUCAGCAUGCUUCAGAUGUUCCUACAGUCUUAUAACAACGAUGAAUGGAAGCUCAUAUUUGGAGACCCCACAAAGUUCGGAUUGGGCCUCUUCUCAAUAUUUUUUGACGUGAUAUUUAUAAUUCAGCAUUAUUGCCUGUACCGCAAUAAAGGCCCUGAGUAUCAGGUACUAAGUACUGAAGAAUAGACCAGGUGAGAUGCAGUUCCUGUACAGUGGACCGUGCCUUACAGUAACAUGAUCUUUAUAAUAAGCUACCUCUCCUACAGUUCUGCAAUGGACAAUGAGGGCAUGUUGGUAACACCACAACAUAUUUAAACAAACAAAAAAAACCUUUUUAUUACACUGUCUUUAUGCAAGCAAUGUUUUUUGGUUUUAUUAACUGAAGGUGCAUUAUGAGACAUCUACUGACGAAACCUGAAGUCUAUGAAAGGGAUUAAAAUAGUUAUUUUUUCUUAAUGAACUAUAGUUGAAGCACUUGUAUUGCUGACUAUAUUUUUGUAAUCUUGUAAAUAUUAGAAUUUAUGAUCUGAAAACUACACUUGUUUUAUGGAAGCGUUUUUAUUGAUGCUGUUUUGUUAAACCAAUAAAAUGGCUCCUUUUUAUUA